Molecule: messenger RNA, 630 nt
Organism: Iphiclides podalirius (scarce swallowtail)
Lineage: Eukaryota; Metazoa; Arthropoda; Insecta; Lepidoptera; Papilionidae
Source: the annotation of a GenBank genome assembly
AUGAUAGACAAUGGAACCGGAGCCACUGAUACUAUGGACUACGGUAUGACGAAGCGUCACGAGGCGACGCAGGCCGACGCGACGGGGCCACGCGCUUUCGACCAACUCACGACGGGCCCGAUAAAUAUACACUGCGCGCCUCAUAUCCAGCGAACGGAAAGUUCCACGGAGAGACACGUGGAUUACGCGAUUACAUACUCGCAAAUGGACACGGGUGAUAAUGUUUUGCUGGACACACAACAGCCCCUAGCCCCCUCGCCGUUCAGCAAACAUGCCAAUGGCGCGUCCUGGUCAAGGAACGAGUACCAACCUCUGCUCGGCAAGUACGUUUCAUGCGUCUCACCGCAAGACCUAAACCGUCCGAUAGAUAAGGUUGACGUUUCAAAACUCGGCUGGCUCAGGCGGACGGUUGGCGAAUGCGCGGUCACACGUGUCCAGGGAAGCGUUUCCUACGGCCACCUGAACGCGACACCUAAGGACUUUCUCACGACGCGCGUCGGCCGCGCUAAUGCGUCGCGCAUAAUGGGGAAACGCGGUCGCAGUUACGCCACCGAAGAGACAACCAUAGUAAAGCCAAGGUUUCGCUUGUUGGCCUCCCAAAACGCGCUAAUGGCCGCUGCUGAUAUCACU